Molecule: messenger RNA, 476 nt
Organism: Mollisia scopiformis
Lineage: Eukaryota; Fungi; Ascomycota; Leotiomycetes; Helotiales; Mollisiaceae
Exons: 3
Source: RefSeq, a predicted model, not a curated record
AUGAGUAACUUCAUUCAUCAUGUGGUUUCCAGCCACUCGGGUGUAUCCACCAACCAAUCACCACCGGUCAAUUGGGCCCAUGACGACCUGACCUCGAGAUUCAAUCUCGUUAUCGGAGAAGUGGAGAAGAUUUAUGGUGAUGACUUCCCAAGACAACGCAGAGAUGACAUGCUGUUUUGGAAUGUACUGGGAGCCAUUGAAAUCGAGGAGCGCAAAGCUCGUGUCGAUGCAAAUCUCCGCGGAACAGCCUCUACGGGCAUCAAGGUCGAGUCUACGGGCAUCAAGACCGAAGCCGAAGAAGUCUCAACAUCAGGGCCAUCGAACACUCGAAGAGUCAAGAUCGAUGAAGAAGAGCGCAAAUACCAGCCAGUCAGCAUUUCACCUCCCGCUCAAAAUUCCACACGCAGAGAGCAUGCAAGUGGUCGAGGUAUGCCUGCCGCUGCCCACUCUGCAGGUAGAGGUCGUUUGUCACAAGC